GGCUCUUUGCUUCCUCCCCUGCCCGGAGCUCGCAGGAGCUCGCCUGGAGGAUGUCUCACCCCCUCGGCACAGGUGUCACUGCUGGGAGAAAACUCGUGCUGUGCCCUGCUGCUGUGGUGAGCUCGGAGCAUGUUGCUGAGGGUCAGCCCCAGGCGGUUUCUGGAGCAUCACCUUCUCUUUGUGGAGAACGCAGAGCAGCAGCAGCACCCGGCGCAGAAACCGCUCCCGAAUCCAUCCAUGACUGAGGAACAACCCUCCGUCCCAACCGAGCCAGACCUGCCCUCCUCCAACCUCACCAACGCCACGGACUGCGGCGAGGAGAUCCUGCUCUAUGGGGACACCGAGAAGAUCGUCAUCGGAGCUGUGCUCUCCAUCAUCAUCCUCAUGACCAUCGCUGGCAACGGGCUGGUCAUCAUCUCCGUGUGCAUCGUCAAGAAGCUCCGGCAGCCCUCCAACUACCUGGUGGUGUCCCUGGCGGCCGCUGACCUGUCGGUGGCCUUCGCCGUCAUGCCCUUCGUCACCAUCACAGACCUGGUGGGGGGAGAGUGGCUCUUUGGGAAGGUAUUUUGCAAUGUGUUCAUCGCCAUGGACGUUAUGUGCUGCACCGCCUCCAUCAUGACCUUGUGCAUCAUCAGUGUGGACAGGUACCUGGGGAUCACUCGGCCACUGACAUACCCUGUGAGACAAAACGGGAAGCUGAUGGCCAAGAUGGUCUUCAUCGUCUGGCUCCUCUCUGCCUCCAUCACUCUUCCUCCUCUUUUUGGCUGGGCCAAGAAUGUCACCGUGGAAAGAGUCUGUCUCAUCAGCCAGGACUUCGGCUACACAGUCUACUCCACGGGGGUUGCCUUCUACAUCCCCAUGGCGGUCAUGCUCGUCAUGUACAGCCGGAUCUACAAAGCAGCCAAGGUCAGCGCCGAGAAGCAUCGCUUCAUGAACUUCCCCAAGCACUAUGAAGAGGAAGGUGUCUAUUGCCUCGAGGCCUCCAGCCGGAGCCACCACAGCUCCAAGCGCACCAAGGCGGUGGAGGAGUGCGCCACGCUCUCCAAACUGCUCCGGCAAGACCGAAAGAACAUUUCCAUCUUCAAACGGGAGCAGAAAGCAGCCAGGACCCUCGGCAUUAUCGUGGGGGCAUUCACCUUUUGCUGGCUUCCCUUCUUCCUGAUGUCAACAGCUCGGCCUUUCAUCUGUGGCAUUCGCUGCAGCUGCAUGCCCCUGAGACUGGAGAGGACUCUGCUCUGGCUAGGAUACACCAACUCCCUCAUCAACCCUUUGAUUUAUGCUUUCUUUAACCGAGACUUGAGGACUACUUUCUGGAACCUCCUGAGGUGCAGGUACAGGAACAUCAACAGGAGACUCUCCGCCGCCAGCAUGCAUGAGGCCCUGAAAGCCACAGAGAGGCAUGAAUGCAUCCUGUAGAGCCAUGUCCUCUCACUCAGUGCCUGACCAACGAAUCCCUGCCUCUUCAUUUCAGGUUCCUUGCUUCUCUUGCCUCCUGGGGCUGGUGGAAACCAUGCGUGCCAUCGUCCCCCCUGCCACCGCUGAGAAUGACAUCCCUUUCCCUUGCCCUUGGAGAAGCUGAGGUUCUCCUCACAUUGGGAACAAAGUAGGCAGCCCUUACUUCUCACCAUGUCCCAAGUGGGAGCUGAAAAGCUGUGAGCAAGACUGGGGGGGUUCAAGGUCUGCCACCGACUGAGGGCAAGUCACACCACCUUUCUGUGCCUCAGUUUCCCUGCCUGUUAAAAGGAAAAGAAACCCUCCCAACCAACCAAAAAACUCCUAAAAACUUUAUCAGACUGUGUCUCUCCACCUUCAAAAAGGGCUCCAAGGUCUGUGGAGGGCACACAAUAGACUAUGUAAAGAUGACAUUGGCUGUACUUCUCUAUCGAAUAUGGCAGCAGCUAUAGGCUCUGUUGUAGAUUCAAGUACCUGUGCCAUCCCAGCUUAUACGAACUCUUUCCACCUAUGUAACUGCAUUUUACACGCUGAGCUCAUGUCCGGGUUUGCAUGUCAGAGCAGUAAUACCAAUGACCCCGUUUCCCCUCACACUGUAGCACUGCAGCACUUGAAAGAAGCACGCUUGCAGAAUGGAACACAACUGAACAUGAAGCUUCCUUUAUGGUUGGAUAGGAAAGUCUGACGGCCUCCUCAUCAGGGCAAUGACAGUGAUGUUUAUUGGGUUGUAUGGUAAUUCAUUCUCGGACAAGUGAUGUGUGUUCAUAAUUCGUGGCUAAUUGACUCCAUAAAAGCACGCUUUGGUUGACAACA
Molecule: messenger RNA, 2265 nt
Organism: Strigops habroptila (Kakapo)
Lineage: Eukaryota; Metazoa; Chordata; Aves; Psittaciformes; Psittacidae
Product: 5-hydroxytryptamine receptor 7-like
Exons: 3
Coding region: 130-1416 (428 amino acids)
Biological process (GO): vasoconstriction; adenylate cyclase-activating adrenergic receptor signaling pathway; smooth muscle contraction
Cellular component (GO): membrane
Molecular function (GO): G protein-coupled serotonin receptor activity
Source: RefSeq, a predicted model, not a curated record